CGUAGUACACCUGUAGCAGAACUACACUAGGUGGCGGCAGUGAGUACCAAGCAGUGGUGGCGUGGCUUUCUAUCGUGGAAUAAGGAGAGGAAGACUAGGUUGAAAUGUUUGGAGGCAAAAUAGCUCCAGGUCACUCUACUCUGUAGCCUACUGCUGGAAUCUUAAAAUAUAUAAAUGGAGACAACAGUCGUCGUGAAUGCAGUUCCUCCAUAUGGACAUGUUAUUGCGCAUGAAAAAUGGAAAGGCUCUGUUCUCGUGCAGAGUUUGAAGGGUAAGGAAUAUCACGAUGCGCUCAGUAACAGUAUCAGAUGUGUGAAAACUACUUUUGAGAAGGAACUGGGCGUCGUGGACUUCCACCUGUCCAACAACAGCUGCAUCCUGUACGUUUCUGAGACUGACCUUGUAGCGGGAAACAGUUACAAAAGAAAGUUGGUUCGCUUCAGAAAUGCUAACAGUAGUCUGCAGGGGAUAGUCUUGGUGGAGAAGACUAUACUGAGCGAGCAGUACUUUGCUGCCAUACAGAAGUUUGUGGUGAUUGAGUUGGGCCUGAUACUGUUACCUGUUACCAACCAGGUGGAGGCAUCCCAACUCCUGACUCAGAUGGCAGUUGGGGAAAGUAAGGAGAACCCGUUCCGGCGGAGGAGUGUGUCGUACCUGUUGGACCCCCUGGUCAUGUCUCUGGUGCAGCAGAUACCUGGAGUAGGGAAGGUCAGAGCGAUGUCCCUGCUCCAGCACUUUUCCAGUAUCCAGCAACUGUGCAACGCUGGCAUCCAUGAACUGGAGCCAGUAGUGGGCCAGGCUGCAGCCCAACACGUGCACAGCUUAUUCCACCAGCAGGCCUGACUGCACAGUGGAUAUAGUUACAUAUGUCAAUAAACUCCUGUGUAUAAGA
Osmerus eperlanus (European smelt) is the source of this 892-nucleotide messenger RNA. It is a transcript of the gene faap24, whose product is annotated as FA core complex associated protein 24. NCBI's taxonomy places the organism in Eukaryota, Metazoa, Chordata, Actinopteri, Osmeriformes, Osmeridae. The coding region runs from base 175 to 843 and encodes 222 amino acids. Gene Ontology annotation, biological process: interstrand cross-link repair. The transcript has 4 exons. Gene Ontology annotation, molecular function: chromatin binding. Gene Ontology annotation, cellular component: Fanconi anaemia nuclear complex. The record is from RefSeq and is a predicted model, not a curated record.